Messenger RNA from Sorex fumeus (smoky shrew), 2473 nucleotides. RefSeq names its product NOP2 nucleolar protein (gene NOP2). Gene Ontology annotation, molecular function: rRNA (cytosine-C5-)-methyltransferase activity; RNA binding. Gene Ontology annotation, biological process: rRNA base methylation; maturation of LSU-rRNA. The coding region runs from base 75 to 2432 and encodes 785 amino acids. Gene Ontology annotation, cellular component: nucleolus. The record is from RefSeq and is a predicted model, not a curated record. Lineage: Eukaryota; Metazoa; Chordata; Mammalia; Eulipotyphla; Soricidae. The transcript is spliced from 16 exons.
UGCACGUGGAGCGCGGCACCCGCACCCAGGGAACCCCCCCCAUCCCCCGGCGGCUUGGACCCGCUCCCAGGACCAUGGGGCGCAAGCUGGACCCCACGAAGAAGGAGAAGCGCGGCCCGGGCCGGAAGGCCAGGAAGCAGAAGGGCGCCGAGACCGAGCUGGCCAGGUUCCUGCCCGCAGAUGGUGAUGAAAAUGCCAAGCGGCUGUCCAGCCGCGCCCGGAAGCGGGCGGCCAAGAGGAGGUUGGGGUCAGCUGAAGCCCCUGCAACAAAUAAGCCCCUUGGGGCCAAACCGAUGCUUGGAAAGCUCUCGAAAGGAGCUGUCCAGCAGCCCAGUCCGAAGGGAGCCCAGGCUUUGUUCCCUGCUGCUCGGGCCAAGAAGCGCCCAGCACCAGCUCACAGCAGCGAGGAUGAGGAGGAGGAGGAAGAAGAGGAGGAAGAGGAAGAGGAGGGUGUGGUGACCCAGGGGGACCUGUGGGGCUCUGACGACAGUGAUGCUGAUAUGAUCGAUGACUACGGCCUCGACUCGGAGUCAGAGGAUGAAGAUGAUGAAGAGCUGCUGCCCAUUGAAAAGGCUGCUCGGAAGCAGAAGUCCCAGGAGGCUGCUGCCGGUGACUGGACUGAGGAGUCCUCUGACGAAGAGGAGGAGCCGUCCCCUGAGACGAGGCCCCCGAAGGAUGCCGGGGACUCUGCCGGGGACCUCCAGAUCAACGUGGAGGAGGAUGCGUUUGUGCUGCCCCCUGCUGGAGAGGCAGUGCAGGAUACCCAGGCGCCCGACCUGCAGCGGGUUCACCAGCGCAUCCAGGACAUCGUGGGGGUGCUGCGGGAUUUUUCCAGCCAGCGCGAGGAGGGGCGGUCUCGGGCCGAGUACCUGAGCCGCCUGCAGAAGGACCUGGCCAUCUACUACUCGUACGGCGACUUCCUGCUCGGCAAGCUCAUGGACCUCUUCCCCCUGUCCGAGCUGGUGGAGUUCUUAGAAGCCAACGAGGUUCCGCGACCCAUCACGCUCAGGACCAACACUCUGAAGACCCGGCGCCGAGACCUGGCCCAGGCACUCAUCAACCGCGGCGUUAACCUGGAUCCCUUGGGCAAGUGGUCCAAGACGGGCCUGGUGGUCUACGACUCCUCCGUGCCCAUCGGCGCGACCCCCGAGUACCUGGCCGGCCACUACAUGCUGCAGGGGGCCUCCAGCAUGCUGCCCGUCAUGGCCCUGGCGCCCCAGGAACACGAGCGCAUCCUCGACAUGUGCUGUGCCCCCGGGGGCAAGACCAGCUACAUUGCCCAGCUGAUGAAGAACACGGGCGUGAUCCUCGCCAACGACGCCAACGCGGAGCGCCUGAAGAGUGUGGUGGGCAACCUGCACCGCCUGGGGGUCACCAAUGCCAUCGUCAGCCAGUACGACGGGCGCCAGUUCCCCAAGGUGGCUGGGGGCUUCGACCGUGUCCUGCUGGACGCCCCCUGCAGUGGCACCGGUGUCAUCUCCAAGGACCCGGCGGUGAAGACCAACAAGGAUGAGAAGGACGUGCUGCGGUGUGCCCACCUGCAGAAGGAGCUGCUCCUGAGCGCCAUCGACUCGGUCAGCGCCACCUCCAAGACGGGCGGCUACGUGGUCUACUGCACCUGCUCCAUCAUGGUGGAGGAGAACGAGUGGGUGGUGGACUACGCCCUGAAGAAGCGGAACGUGCGCCUGGUGCCCACGGGGCUGGACUUCGGCCAGGAGGGCUUCACCCGCUUCCGGGAGCGGCGCUUCCACCCGACGCUGCGCUCCACCCGCCGUUUCUACCCGCACACCCACAACAUGGACGGGUUCUUCAUCGCCAAGUUCAAGAAGUUCGCCAACUCGCUGCCCCAGCCCCAGAAGGGAGAUUCCGCCACGGCCACCCCGGAGUCGUCUGCUGUGAACGGUCAGGUGACCCCCACGCCCGAGAGCCACGGCCAGCCUGCCAAGAAGGCUCGAGGGGCCCAGAAGGGAAAGCAGCAGGUGCGGGCAGGCCAGCGUCCCCAGAAGGCCAGCUUCCAGAAGCAGAGCGGCGCGUCCCAGGGGACAGGCUCCAGCUUGGCGGCCGAAGCGCCCGACUCAAACGGCCAGCUGCCCGGCCAGCCGCAGGUGCCCAAGAAAGGCAAGCGGCAGCGCCCCAAACCGCGGGCCUCCCCGAAGCCGGCGGCCUCGCCCCAGGGCCCGCACCAAGGCGAGCUAGCCCCGCUCCCCCUCGCCGAGGAGACCCAGGCCCCUCGCAAACCAGACCAGGAUGGGCCUGCUGGAAAGAUCCAGGGGAAGAAAGCGGCAAAGCAACGGUGGCCCAAGAAGGCCAAGAAAACCGCCUUCCAGAAACAGAACGGCACCCCCAAGGCAGCAAAGACUCCACACACAUCCCCCCAUGCUUUCAAACGGCCCCCCGCAAAGAGAAGGAAAACCUCCGUCCCCGGGCAGUAGGCAGCCCCAGCGGCCCUGGCCGGAUGUGGAACUCUACUCCC